Aegilops tauschii subsp. strangulata is the source of this 1025-nucleotide messenger RNA. RefSeq lists its product as uncharacterized. NCBI's taxonomy places the organism in Eukaryota, Viridiplantae, Streptophyta, Magnoliopsida, Poales, Poaceae. The record is from RefSeq and is a predicted model, not a curated record.
CGCCGUUCGAGCCCGGCGGCUAUUCCCACUUCGCCAGUGGCCCGGUGCCAUGCCACGCCACACACGCCACUACCCAUGGAGGUCGCCACACCCACGAAACCCAGCAAGAAAGUUUCUUCCGAGCCCGCCGUCCUCUAUGACGGCGCCAAGGUCAAGGCCAAGUCCAAGGCCGUCGUCCACACCGACGCCGAGGACGGGCAUGCCGGCGAUGCGGCGAGUCCUGCUCCUGCCCACCGGACCCGGCUUCUGCGGUGCGCGUGCUGCGGUCUGGCCGCGGUCGCCGCGUUGGCCGCCGUCGUGAUCCUGGUCCUGUCGCUCACCGUGCUGAGGGUUCGGGACCCCGACCUGACCAUGGACUCCGUCACCGUGGAUCGCUUCCACGUGGGGUUCGCCGCCGUGCCCGACGGCCGCCCGCCGCUGCGGAUCAACGCCACGCUGGCCGCGUGGAUCAUGAUCCGGAACCCCAACUACGCGUCCAUGUGGUUCGGCGCCAGCACGACGGAGAUUUUCCUCGACGGCGUGCCGGGCCGCGUGGGCCUCGGGAGCGCGCCGCCCGGGGAGGCGUCGGCGCGGGGCGCCAGCCGGGUCCGCGGCGGCAUGGACGUGUUCGUCGACAGGGUCGCACCGGCCGUGGUGGGGGAGGUGCUGUUCGGCCGCGGCGAGGUGCGGCUCACGAGCCGCACGGCCAUGGACGGCAGGGUCAGCGUGCUUGGCGGGAUCUACGGACGGCGCACGGUGCGCGUUACCAUGCGGUGCCAUGUCGUGCUGCAUGUGUCCGCCGUGGUCGUCGUCGCCGGCUCUCCUUCAUGCGUCGCGGAGUUCGGUCGCUGAUGUAGUCCAGAUGCGUGGGGAUGCGAUAAUGUGCCGUUGCGCUGCUCGUACUAGCGGUUUCUCUUCUGUCGUUCAAUCUCUAUACCGCGCGAGACGAAUCUGACACCAUCUUUUUUCUUCUAAUUUGUAUGUUGAACGUUUAUUCUAACUUCGGCGGAGUAAUAUAUGAUCAAAGUCGUAUUAUUUUCCAUCAA